This is a messenger RNA of Hemiscyllium ocellatum (epaulette shark), 4829 nucleotides long. It is a transcript of the gene aldh18a1, whose product is annotated as aldehyde dehydrogenase 18 family, member A1. The transcript has 18 exons. Lineage: Eukaryota; Metazoa; Chordata; Chondrichthyes; Orectolobiformes; Hemiscylliidae. Gene Ontology annotation, cellular component: mitochondrion; cytoplasm. The coding region runs from base 171 to 2549 and encodes 792 amino acids. The record is from RefSeq and is a predicted model, not a curated record. Gene Ontology annotation, molecular function: glutamate 5-kinase activity; ATP binding; glutamate-5-semialdehyde dehydrogenase (NADP+) activity.
UUUGUAUCUAUUUCACGGAAUGUCUGUUCAGCAUUCAUCUAAAAAAACACUUUAUCAAACAGCUGGAGUGAAGUUCAGUGUAAGAACAUUGUGAGCUGGAUUCUGUUCACUUAAGUCACAUCGCCAUUGGAGAAAAGCUCUGAUAUUGAAGUUGGUGCCCACUCCUCCUCAUGAUGUGGAAAACUAGUUUGAUCCACCGCUUCAACUCUGGCCUGCCUGAAAUAGGCUCUCAGGCAACUAAAUGUUGGCCAGUUUCUAGACCAGCAUCCAUUAAACAACUUGCUCGGCACUGGAGCAACGUUCCCUUUCUCACUGUUCCCCCAAGGCGCACUCCAGGGAAACCAUUUGCCCACCGGAGUGAACUGAAACAAGCCAAGCGCAUCGUGGUAAAGCUCGGUAGCGCAGUGGUGACACGAGGUGAUGAGUGCGGCCUUGCUCUUGGUCGGCUUGCUUCCAUUGUUGAGCAGGUAUCAAUCCUGCAGAACCAAGGUCGGGAGAUGAUGAUUGUAACAAGUGGAGCUGUGGCUUUUGGCAGACAACGCCUUCGACAUGAAAUCUUGCUUUCCCAGAGUGUGCGGCAGGCCCUGCACUCAGGUCAAAACCAGCUGAAAGACAUGACAGUUCCUGUGCUGGAAGCCCGUGCCUGUGCUGCGGCUGGACAGAGUGGCUUGAUGGCUUUGUAUGAAGCCAUGUUCACACAGUACAGCAUUUGUGCUGCUCAGAUUCUUGUAACAAACUUGGAUUUCCAUGAUGAGCAAAAGCGACGAAACUUAAGCAGUACACUUCAUGAGCUUCUCCGGAUGAAUAUUGUUCCAAUUAUCAACACCAAUGAUGCUGUUGUUCCCCCUCCUGAACCAAACAGUGACUUGCAGGGGCAGGUAAUCAGUAUCAAGGACAAUGAUAGUCUGGCAGCAAGACUUGCAGUGGAGAUGAGAGCAGAUAUGCUGAUUGUCCUUUCUGAUGUGGAAGGUCUUUUUGAUAGUCCACCUGGAUUGGAUGAUGCUAAGCUUAUCGAUACAUUUUAUCCUGGAGACCAGCAGUCUAUCACAUUUGGCACAAAAUCCAGAGUGGGCCUUGGAGGCAUGGAGGCAAAGGUGAAAGCAGCACUUUGGGCUCUCCAAGGAGGAACAUCUGUGGUCAUAGCAAGUGGGACCCACCCAAAAGUAACUGGCCAUGUAAUCAAUGACAUUGUCGAGGGAAAGAAAAUUGGAACUUUCUUCUCUGAGGUCAAACCUGCAGGCCCCACUAUUGAACAACAAGCAGAAAUGGCAAGGACUGAUGGACGAAUCAUGGCUUCACUACAGCCAGAUCAAAGGGCUGAUAUUAUUCACCGGCUAGCUGAUCUCCUGACAGACCAUCGAGAUGAAAUCCUGAAAGCCAACGAAAAAGACAUGGAGAAAGCAGUGACCUUAGGUCGACUUUCUCAACCACUGUUAAAGCGGUUGUCCCUCACAACAGCAAAGUUAAAUAGCCUGGCCAUCGGUCUCCGUCAGAUUGCAGCAUCCACUCAGGACAGUGUGGGCCGGCUAAUCAGGAGAACCAGAGUUGCGAAAGGACUGGACCUGGAGCAAAUAACUGUUCCCAUUGGUGUCCUGUUGGUGAUUUUUGAAUCUCGUCCAGACUGUCUUCCCCAGGUUUCUGCACUGGCAAUAGCAAGUGGAAAUGGCCUGUUAUUGAAAGGAGGGAAAGAAGCGACUCUCAGCAACCACAUUCUGCACCAUUUGACACAGGAAGCACUUUCCAUGCAUGGUGUCAAGGACGCAGUUCAUUUGGUAAGCACUCGUGAGGAAGUAGAAGAUCUCUGUAGACUCAACAAACUCAUUGAUCUAAUCAUCCCUCGAGGCUCCUCUCAGUUGGUUCGAGACAUUCAAAAAGCAUCCACUGGCAUUCCAGUCCUUGGGCACAGUGAGGGGAUUUGUCAUGUGUAUGUGGAUUCUGAUGCUAAUAUAGAAAAGGCCAUCAAGAUUGUUCGAGAUUCCAAAUGUGAUUACCCCGCAGCAUGUAAUGCUCUGGAGACAUUGUUAAUCCAUAGAGACUUGCUGAGGACACCAUUCUUUGACCAGAUUAUUGACAUGCUGAGAGUAGAACAGGUGAAAAUUCAUGCUGGGCCCAAGUUUGCAUCAUAUUUGACUUUCAGCCCUUCAGAAGUGAAGUCCCUUCGCACAGAGUAUGGGGACCUGGAGUGCUGCAUUGAAGUUGUGGACAAUGUGCAGGAUGCAAUUGGACACAUACAUAAAUACAGCAGUUCUCACACGGAUGCAAUUAUUACAGAGAAUGAGGAGACAGCUGAAUACUUCAUGCAGCAUGUUGACAGUGCUUGUGUCUUCUGGAAUGCAAGCACUCGAUUCUCUGAUGGAUAUCGAUUUGGACUUGGUGCAGAGGUUGGAAUCAGUACGUCACGUAUCCAUGCCCGUGGGCCAGUAGGAUUGGAGGGGCUGCUGACCACUAAAUGGCUGCUACGUGGAGAGGGCCAGACAGUGUCUGACUUUGCGGAGCAAGGCAGCAUGAGCUACAUACAUGAAAACAUACCUGUACCCCAAAGAACAUAAACACUUUCACAAUGAAAGUAUCACAGACACUUACCCUCAGGAAUGUUCUGUGACUGUCCAUCAUUGCUUUCCAGCUUUAUUAAUAAGCUAUAUUUAUAAAUAUCUAUGUAGCAUAGUUUUCAUACACCUCUUUCAGUUGAGGUCCGUUUCUGAGGUUGUUUCUGUACCUGUUGCUGCCCCUUUCUCUAAAUACUCCAUUCUGCUGCUUAAAAUGGUACUUGUUAGCUGAGGUACCUUUUUUGAAGUGACAAGUGAAUUAAUUAUUGUUUGAAACAAUAUCCAGGACAAGUCUUAACAAACAGAUGUUACCAGUUCAAACCCCCAAUUACUCUUCAACAAAAGUGUGAGGGUGAGUAUUGAAGAGAAAUACAAAAUAACAUCAAUCAGAUUGCUGUCAUUACAGGCACACCUUCCAAACACAUUGUGAACCGGGCUCAUUUAUCACACUGAUGUCAAUAAGUUUAUCACUUGAUUUUUUAAAGUUGCUUCCACGUAGUCAGAUUUCCCUGACAAUGUUGCCAUCGGUGGGUAUGUUGUAUCAUUUGAAUGGGCUUUGCUUCAUUUAUGACCCCAGUCCAGCAGGAAGUUGGGAAUUUUGAGGUCAAAUAAGUGCAGAUGUAACACCAUAUGGUGAAGGGGCACAAGCCUACAAUUGCAUUGCUACAACAAUGGUGGUGUUGAGAAAGGUUCCAGCUCCUUGCACACAAAUCACAAAAAACUUAACAUUCCGUUAUAGCCAGCAGUUGGGAAGAUGAAUGGAAUGUUGAAACAAAGGCUGCUGUUGCAGUAUUUGCCUUUCUUAGAGGGCUCCCUACCUAAGGACCAAUAUCUUCCUUAGAGAAGAGCUAUGGGAGAUUGAUUCUACAUCUAAGGAUUAUCUUGAGGACAGGUUGAGUAGAAAGGGUCUAUAUUCUCUGGUCUGUAUAAAUGAAGAUGUCAUCAAAAUUAUCACAUUAAUGGAGGGGUUAGCUGACAUGGAUGCUGAGAAUUUGUUUCCCUGAGUUGUAGACUCCAGAACUAGAUGACACCUUCUCAGGAUAAGGAUGUGGUCAUUUAGAACCAAGAUGAGGUGAAAGUUCUGCCUGAGCAUUCAUAGAUCGCAAGUCAUUAAGCAUAUUCAGCACAGAGCAAUAGAUCUUUGAGCAAGAUGGAUCAGGAAUAGGCAGGGAAAGUGGUCUUGAGGCACAAAGUCAUCCAUGAUGAUUUGAAUGUUGCAGCAUACUCGAGGGGCUAUCGAGCCUACUUCUGCUAUUUCUUAUCAUAAUGUUACCUUUUGGGAAACACAACAUAGGCCCUCUGACAAGACUUUGGUGCAAAGCUCUGAAAAUGCCACAUUCCAGUGAAACUGAAUAGACUGUCAAGUCGUGACCACCUAAAUUGAUGUGAGCAGAAUCUCAUUUAAGAUUGCCUGGACUGAGAGAAAGUAAUAUAAGGCAAAUAGUGAAUGAGAGAUCGGUAAAGAAAUGCAUUUAUUUGGCAGGAAAAGUCAGUGAACCUGGGCUUGGGAGAGAAUAAACAAAACAUGGGAAAAGUCAAGAUCCAAACAGUUUUUCCAACAUAGACUGGAGACAAAUGUGUUACAGUAGUGAAGAAUUCUGGACAGGAUAUCAUUACAUUUGGAUGUUAAUCAAAAUUCACAUACCUUUAAGGUCCAGUAGACAUAUCUUGCACUGGGGACAUACUUGCAGGAUGAAUGGCCUUAGAGCUGGACUCAAGUGCAGAUUGUGGCUGUGAAACUUCUUUGUGACCAAGUUACUGACCCUGGAGAACUAUUCACUUUCUAAACCUCAAUGGACCUGAACACCCAGAUAUUUUUGUAUAUCAAUUUUCCCCAGGACUUUUCCAUUUACUGCAUAGUUUGCUCUUGAAUUGGAUCAAAAGUGAAAAUCAGUUCUUUUAUAGUCACACGUCACAUGUGGAAUUAGCAAUCCAGUCUCUCAUGGAUGUUUUUAGAAACUUUUUUUAACUGGAUUUUGGAAGAUUUAUGUAGUUUGUAGGUGUGAGACCAUAGUUUCUUUUGCCAAGUUUUCAUUUUGUAAAAGUGCAUUUAGGGGUUGAAUAACGACCUGAGCAAUUCGAGUGCAUUAGAACAUGGCACUAAGGAUCCUGCACCAGUUUUAAGGAACUAUCCAUCAAACUGCAAAUAAAUUAUCCAGGUAAACCAGCCAAAAGCCCCAAAAAAGUGACUUUAAAAUCUGCUGCAUUCUCCCUGUAGGUCAUGUACAGUCUUUUGGUGCUUUUAGCAAUAGUUAUGAGAGUUUCAGAUAUAGUGUGGUUAUC